AUGCUACCUUCUGCUUCUAGUGCCAUUUGGGGAAUUCCAAAUAUCCCAGUAGAGAAAAAUGACGACACCAAUAACACCGAAAAUCAUCAAAGCAAUGACCUUGUAGAGGAAAAUCAUUACACUGAUGAAAUUUUAAAGGAAAAUGUCGAAACCACAAGUACUUUAGAGGAAUCUCAGUCCAUGAGAAGCAGUUUAGAGGAACAUCGAGAUACCAACAUUACUGUAGGGGAAAAUCAAGUCAUCAACACUACUGUACAGGAAAAUCAAGAGAUCAACAAUGUUGUAGAUGAAUAUCAAUUCAUCAACACUACUGUAGAGGAAAAUCAAGUCACCAACAAUACUGUAGAGAAAAAUAAAGUCAUCAAUACUACUGUAGAGGAAAAUCAAGGCAUCAACACUACUGAAGAGGAAAAUCGAUUCAUCAACACUACUAUAGAUGAAAAUCGAUUCAUCAACACUUCUGUAGAGGAAAAUCAAUUCAUCAACACUUCUGUAGAGGAAAAUCAAGUCAUCAACACUACUGUAGAGGACAAUCAAGUCAUCAACACUACUGUAGAGGAAAAUCCGGACACCAACACUACUGUAGAGGAAAAUCAAUUCAUCAACACUACUGUAGAGGACAAUCAAGUCAUCAACCAUACUGUAGAGGAAAAUCAAUUCAUCAACACAACUGUUGAGGAAAAUCAAUUCAUCAACGCUACUGUAGAGGUCAAUCAAGACAUCAACGCUACUGUAGAGGACAAUCAAGUCAUCAACACUACUGUAGAGGAAAAUCAAGUCAUCAACACUACUGUAGAGGAAAAUCAAAUCAUCAACACUACUGUAGAGGAAAAUCCGGACACCAACACUACUGUUGAGGAAAAUCAAUUCAUCAACACUACUGUAGAGGACAAUCAAGUCAUCAACACUACUGUAGAGGACAACCAAGUCAUCAACGCUACUGUAGAGGACAAUCAAGUCAUCAACACUACUGUAGAGGAAAAUCAAUUCAACAACACUUCUGUAGAGGAAAACCAAUUCAUGAACACUACUGUAGAGGACAAUCAAGCCAUCAACACUACUGUAGAGGACAAUCAAGUCAUCAACACUACUGUAGAGGAAAAUCAAGUCAUCAACACUGCUGUAGAGGAAAAUCAAAUCAUCAACACUACUGUAGUGGUCAAUCAAGACAUCAACACUAUUGUAGAGGAAAAUCAAGACAACACUACUGUAGAGGAAAAUCAAGACAUCAACACUACUGUACAGGGCAAUCAAGUCAUCAACACUACUGUAGAGGAAAAGCAAGACAACACUACUGUAGAGGAAAAUCAAGACAACACUACUGUAGAGGAAAGUCAAUUCAUUAAUGCUACUGUAGAGGAAAAUCAAGUCAUCAACACUACUAUAGAGGAAAAUCAAUUCAUCAACACUACUGUAGAGGAAAAUCAAUUCAUCAACACUACUGCAGAGGACAAUCAAGUCAUCAACACUACUGUAGAGGAAAAUCAAAUCAUCAACACUACUGUAGUGGUCAAUCAAGACAUCAACACUACUGUACAGGACAAUCAAGUCAUCAACACUACUGUAGAGGAAAAUCAAGUCAUCAACACUACUGUAAAGGAAAAUCAAAUCAUCAACACUACUGUAGAGGAAAAUCCGGACACCAACACUACUGUUGAGGAAAAUCAAUUCAUGAACACUACUGUAGAGGACAAUCAAGUCAUCAACACUACCGUAGAGGACAAUCAAGUCAUCAACGCUACUGUAGAGGACAAUCAAGUCAUCAACACUACUGUAGAGGAAAAUCAAUUCUUCAAUGCCAUUGUAGAGGUAAAUCAAAUCAUCAACAUUACUGUAGAGGAAAAUCCGGACACCAACACUACUGUUGAGGAAAAUCAAUUCAUCAACACUACUGUAGAGGACAAUCAAGUCAUCAACACUACUGUAGAGGACAAUCAAGUCAUCAACGCUACUGUAGAGGACAAUCAAGUCAUCAACACUACUGUAGAGGAAAAUCAAUUCAACAACACUUCUGUAGAGGAAAACCAAUUCAUGAACACUACUGUAGAGGACAAUCAAGCCAUCAACACUAUUGUAGAGGACAAUCAAGUCAUCAACACUACUGUAGAGGAAAAUCUGGACACCAACACUACUGUAGAGGAAAAUCAAUUCAUCAACACUACUGUAGAGGACAAUCAAGUCAUCAACCAUACUGUAGAGGAAAAUCAAUUCAUCAACACAACUGUUGAGGAAAAUCAAUUCAUCAACGCUACUGUAGAGGUCAAUCAAGACAUCAACGCUACUGUAGAGGACAAUCAAGUCAUCAACACUACUGUAGAGGAAAAUCAAGUCAUCAACACUACUGUAGAGGAAAAUCAAAUCAUCAACACUACUGUAGAGGAAAAUCCGGACACCAACACUACUGUUGAGGAAAAUCAAUUCAUCAACACUACUGUAGAGGACAAUCAAGUCAUCAACACUACUGUAGAGGACAAUCAAGUCAUCAACGCUACUGUAGAGGACAAUCAAGUCAUCAACACUACUGUAGAGGAAAAUCAAUUCAACAACACUUCUGUAGAGGAAAACCAAUUCAUGAACACUACUGUAGAGGACAAUCAAGCCAUCAACACUACUGUAGAGGACAAUCAAGUCAUCAACACUACUGUAGAGGAAAAUCAAGUCAUCAACACUGCUGUAGAGGAAAAUCAAAUCAUCAACACUACUGUAGUGGUCAAUCAAGACAUCAACACUAUUGUAGAGGAAAAUCAAGACAACACUACUGUAGAGGAAAAUCAAGACAUCAACACUACUGUACAGGGCAAUCAAGUCAUCAACACUACUGUAGAGGAAAAGCAAGACAACACUACUGUAGAGGAAAAUCAAGACAACACUACUGUAGAGGAAAGUCAAUUCAUUAAUGCUACUGUAGAGGAAAAUCAAGUCAUCAACACUACUAUAGAGGAAAAUCAAUUCAUCAACACUACUGUAGAGGAAAAUCAAUUCAUCAACACUACUGCAGAGGACAAUCAAGUCAUCAACACUACUGUAGAGGAAAAUCAAAUCAUCAACACUACUGUAGUGGUCAAUCAAGACAUCAACACUACUGUACAGGACAAUCAAGUCAUCAACACUACUGUAGAGGAAAAUCAAGUCAUCAACACUACUGUAAAGGAAAAUCAAAUCAUCAACACUACUGUAGAGGAAAAUCCGGACACCAACACUACUGUUGAGGAAAAUCAAUUCAUGAACACUACUGUAGAGGACAAUCAAGUCAUCAACACUACUGUAGAGGACAAUCAAGUCAUCAACGCUACUGUAGAGGACAAUCAAGUCAUCAACACUACUGUAGAGGAAAAUCAAUUCUUCAAUGCCAUUGUAGAGGUAAAUCAAAUCAUCAACAUUACUGUAGAGGAAAAUCCGGACACCAACACUACUGUUGAGGAAAAUCAAUUCAUCAACACUACUGUAGAGGACAAUCAAGUCAUCAACACUACUGUAGAGGACAAUCAAGUCAUCAACGCUACUGUAGAGGACAAUCAAGUCAUCAACACUACUGUAGAGGAAAAUCAAUUCAACAACACUUCUGUAGAGGAAAACCAAUUCAUGAACACUACUGUAGAGGACAAUCAAGCCAUCAACACUAUUGUAGAGGACAAUCAAGUCAUCAACACUACUGUAGAGGAAAAUCAAGUCAUCAACACUGCUGUAGAGGAAAAUCAAAUCAUCAACACUACUGUAGUGGUCAAUCAAGACAUCAACACUAUUGUAGAGGAAAAUCAAGACAACACUACUGUAGAGGAAAAUCAAGACAUCAACACUAUUGUACAGGGCAAUCAAGUCAUCAACACUACUGUAGAGGAAAAGCAAGACAACACUACUGUAGAGGAAAAUCAAGACAACACUACUGUAGAGGAAAGUCAAUUCAUUAAUGCUACUGUAGAGGAAAAUCAAGUCAUCAACACUACUAUAGAGGAAAAUCAAUUCAUCAACACUACUGUAGAGGAAAAUCAAUUCAUCAACACUACUGCAGAGGACAAUCAAGUCAUCAACACUACUGUAGAGGAAAAUCAAAUCAUCAACACUACUGUAGUGGUCAAUCAAGACAUCAACACUACUGUAGAGGACAAUCAAAUCAUCAACACUACUGUAGAGGACAAUCAAGUCAUCAACACUACUGUACAGGACAAUCAAGUCAUCAACACUACUGUAGAGGAAAAUCAAUUCAACAACACUUCUGUAGAGGAAAACCAAUUCAUGAACACUACUGUAGAGGACAAUCAAGCCAUCAACACUACUGCAGAGGACAAUCAAGUCAUCAACACUACUGUAGAGGAAAAUCAAGUCAUCAACACUACUGUAGAGGUAAAUCAAAUCAUCAACACUACUGUAGUGGUCAAUCAAGACAUCAACACUAUUGUAGAGGAAAAUCAAGACAACACUACUGUAGAGGAAAAUCAAGACAACACUACUGUACAGGGCAAUCAAGUCAUCAACACUACUGUAGAGGAAAAUCAAGACAACACUACUGUAGAGGAAAAUCAAGACAACACUACUGUAGAGGAAAGUCAAUUCAUUAAUGCUACUGUAGAGGAAAAUCAAGUCAUCAACACUACUAUAGAGGAAAAUCAAUUCAUCAACACUACUAUAGAGGAAAAUCAAGUCAUCAACACUACUGUAGAGGACAAUCAAGUCAUCAACACUACUGUAGAGGAAAAUCCGGACACCAACACUACUGUUGAGGAAAAUCAAUUCAUCAACACUACUAUAGAGGAAAAUCAAGUCAUCAACACUACUGUAGAGGAAAAUCAAUUCAUCAACACUACUGCAGAGGACAAUCAAGUCAUCAACACUACUGUAGAGGAAAAUCAAAUCAUCAACACUACUGUAGUGGUCAAUCAAUACAUCAACACUACUGUACAGGACAAUCAAGUCAUCAACACUACUGUAGAGGACAAUCAAGUCAUCAACACUACUGUACAGGACAAUCAAGUCAUCAACACUACUGUAGAGGAAAAUCAAGACACCAACACUACUGUAGAGGAAAAUCAAGACAUCAGUGACAAUGUAGCCGACAAUCAGAAAUCUAGGCAUUCUAGAGUGCAUAAAACCAAGUUUUGUUAUGAUCAUUGCGUUAAUGAUAUCUAUAGAGAUGAAUGCUAUUCUUAA
Molecule: messenger RNA, 5145 nt
Organism: Saccostrea cuccullata (small rock oyster)
Lineage: Eukaryota; Metazoa; Mollusca; Bivalvia; Ostreida; Ostreidae
Product: protein PFC0760c-like
Exons: 2
Coding region: 1-5145 (1714 amino acids)
Source: RefSeq, a predicted model, not a curated record